AUGGUGAGGCAUUCUUUCCCCGUUCUGAAUCAACAAUUCCUUGUGGAUGAAAAAUAUCAGUUUAUUCGAGAGCUCGGACAGGGAGCAUAUGGAGUCGUGUGCGCUGCACGUAACACACAGACUGGAGAAGGUGUCGCAAUUAAGAAGGUUACCAAUGUUUUCAACAAAACUAUUCUUACAAAACGCGCUUUGCGUGAAGUGAAAUUGCUACAACACUUCAGAGGACAUAAAAAUAUCACGUGUCUUUACGACAUGGAUAUUAUCAAUCCAACUGAUUACAAUGAAAUAUAUCUUUACGAGGAAUUGAUGGAAGCCGAUCUUCAUGCAAUCAUUCGUUCCGGACAACCACUCACAGACGCUCACUAUCAGAGUUUUACUUAUCAGAUCUUAAGCGGAUUAAAAUACAUUCACUCAGCAAACGUGUUGCAUAGAGAUUUAAAACCUGAAACACAGAGUGGAAGAAACAUAAAACUAAAAGUUCCUUGGACUCAUGUAGGAAAUCUCCUUGUAAAUGCCGAUUGCGAGCUUAAGAUCUGCGAUUUUGGGCUUGCUCGGGGAUUCUCGGAGGAUCCCGCGGCAAAUUCUGGUUUCAUGACUGAAUAUGUUGCUACCAGAUGGUAUCGAGCCCCUGAAAUCAUGCUCAGUUUUCAAAGCUAUACAAAAGCCAUUGACUUAUGGUCCGUGGGGUGCAUCUUAGCAGAGUUGUUAGAUGUUGUGGUGCGUCAAUUGCUAAGAUUCACUGUGAAUAAUUGUUUCCUUGACGAGCAGAAUUUUGAUAAAGAUGUUGACCAGUUAAACCAAAUCCUUCAAACCUUGGGAACGCCUAGUGAUGCCACCUUAACGAGAAUAGGAAGCGCAGGAAUAUAUCCUAAUGAACCAAAUGUUAAUCAGUUAUAUUAUUGUAUGGCAGCGCUUGAUUUGUUAGAAAGACUUUUAACUUUUGAUCCCGUUCAGCGCAUAACGGUCGAAGAAGCAUUAGAACAUCCAUACCUGGCAGUUUGGCACGAUCCUAAUGAUGAGCCAUCUUGCAUCGAACCAUUCGAUUUUUCAUUUGAAUCGGUAGAUGAUCCUGAACAAAUGAGAGUAAUGAUUGCGCAAGAAGUCUCAGAUUUCCGUGCGUUGGUCCGACGUCAUCAGGUACCUCAACUUAGUGUCGCAACUGGGGGUAAAUCAUCCAGUUUGUCCAAAAUUCCCGACCGUGACACUAUCCUGAAUUCUCCCACGGUAGUACGUGGUGAUAUAAAUGCGCUUGCCGCAGAUCACUAUCAGGCACCUCCAUCAAUGCAUGGAGUUGCUAUGAGUGAAGAUUUAGAACGAGAAUUGAGCGGCGCGAUGGAUAUGUCCUAA
Messenger RNA from Acaulospora morrowiae, 1347 nucleotides. NCBI's taxonomy places the organism in Eukaryota, Fungi, Glomeromycota, Glomeromycetes, Diversisporales, Acaulosporaceae. The record is from the annotation of a GenBank genome assembly.